AUGUCCGACCGCACACACCACGACGGCUCUGCCGGCCGCGCCUACACCGUCGAGCAAAAAGCCGCCGUCCUCCGCAUAAAAAGGUGCGCACCAACCGCGUACUACGAAAUCCUCGGUCUCGAGGAAGUGAAAAAGACGUGCACAGACGGCGAAAUCAAAAAGGCAUACAGAAAGCUCUCACUGCUCACACAUCCGGAUAAAAACGGCUAUGCGGGCGCAGACGAAGCAUUCAAGCUGGUCAGCAAGGCCUUCCAGGUUCUCAGCGACCCAGACAAGAAGAGCAAAUUCGACCAGUUUGGCGGCGAUCCGGAUGCGCGCUUCAACCCUGCGGCAGCGGGCGCAGGAGGGUCGCCGUUCAGCGGUUUCGCAGGGCAGAGGGGCGGUGGGUUCCAGGAAGAGAUGACACCUGAAGAGCUGUUCAGGCAGUUCUUCGGCGGUGGAUUUGGCGCGCCGUUCGGUAGGUCGAAGUGCGGUUUCGAUACAGGGCCAGGCUUUGUGUUCAACCUCGGCGGCGGACCAGGCGUGCGGGUACAUCAGUUUGGGGGUGGGCGACCGAGGAGGAGACCAGGGACUGCGCAGCCGCCGGGAAGGGAAGAGACGCCGGGGCUGGGGAAUGCGUUGGGGAAUCUGCUGCCGUUGCUGUUCCUCUUCGUUCUGCCACUGCUCUCGUCACUCUUCUCUGGCGGAUCGUCGAGUUCAGGCCCGUCGUUUGCGUUCACACGACAGCGCGAGUUUACAUGUGCGCAUAAAUCGCAAGGAGCGUUUGGUGUUGAGUACUAUGUCGCGCCCUCGGUGUGUACGGAGUACGGCAGCAACCCAAGAGAUAAGAGGUGGAGAGCGCUGGACAAGCAGGUCGAGCAAUCCUACGUACACACUCUGGACGUACGGUGCAACAACGAGCAAUACACACAAAGCAGGAAGAUACAAGACGCGCAAGGGUGGUUCUUCGUCGACGAAGAAGCCAUGGCGCAAGCGAGGAACAUGCCCAUGCCUAAUUGCGAUCUGUUGGCCAAGCAUGGGCUUCGCCGACAAUACUAGACAGCGAAUGUUGUCAGAGAUGCGGUUUUCGAUUCUGUAGUAAUUAUUGGCCUAGUUGAGGUUGGAUAGAUAUCAUACAGCACGCAGGGCGUAGGGGCCGUUUUAUGUCCAUCAAUGAAACUGCACACGAGCAGCAUUUUACUCUUCC
Molecule: messenger RNA, 1186 nt
Organism: Macroventuria anomochaeta
Lineage: Eukaryota; Fungi; Ascomycota; Dothideomycetes; Pleosporales; Didymellaceae
Product: DnaJ-domain-containing protein
Exons: 2
Coding region: 1-1038 (345 amino acids)
Biological process (GO): cellular response to misfolded protein
Cellular component (GO): endoplasmic reticulum membrane
Molecular function (GO): Hsp70 protein binding
Source: RefSeq, a predicted model, not a curated record